AUGUCUCUUGUCCGACCUAUUCAUCCACACGAGUCUGUUUGGUUAUCCGGCUUCACUCCGCUGGACAAAUUGAGUCCUGACUUAAGCCCUUGCAGUGGUCCGACGCCGUUCGAACGUCUUCCAUGUGCGAAAUCAGGGGCCUCAUCUACUUGCCACUCAGAUGAUUCCGGUAUUGAUGGCACCGUGAAUGUGGGGUCGCAGUCCCCAUUGCCUGAAGAUACGGAUGAUUCAGAAGAUAGUAAUUCCUUGGACGGGUAUCAUGAAAGCACCCUGAACCGACAUGACCAACAGAGCGGUCGUGGCAUAUUCAGACCCUUGAGUGCCUGUCUCUACCAUGACCUGCCGCAGGGUGUACGCAAUAUUGCUGAAACCGCCCAGUUGUCACCUUCCGGAUCAUGGUGUACAGCCGCAUCACGUGACUUGAACUAUCAUCCGUGUGAUUUAACCACUGGAAAGAAACCGGAUGACAAUCGUUUUCAAAUACUCUCCUACGAUCAACUAUUACGGCUGAAUGAAAUCCUCAUCCGGCGCUUGCCAAUUCACAGCCGUCAUUCCGGUUUCCCGGUGAUCUGGGUUCGGCUCAGUGAUUUGUUUGAGGCGGUGCGACAAAACUUGCAACAGUGCGCAGUGCCAUUUCGCGAUAUGCGCUUGAAUGGAGGUGCCGCAUCCUAUGUAAUUGGUAAGUCUGACAGUAACCAUCUUGAAGCACCAUGUAUGUGUACAAAAUUUAAGAUCGGGCUAGGAAGUUAUUUUAAUUCGCCAGAUAAUUUCCACUAG
Molecule: messenger RNA, 777 nt
Organism: Echinostoma caproni
Lineage: Eukaryota; Metazoa; Platyhelminthes; Trematoda; Plagiorchiida; Echinostomatidae
Source: the annotation of a GenBank genome assembly